AUGGAUACCCUCAAAGUUGCCUUGAAUGUCUUAAUCAAUGCCUUAACCGAUGCCUCUGAGGAUGAUGUCCAGCAGUUACUCCGCUCUGAACGCACCAAAGUAUACGAGACGGCGAAAAGGCUUCAAUUAUUGUCACCUCCGCCCGCGUCCCAAUCUUCUGCUAUACCCACUCUAUCUCUCCUCUUUCCCGCCGAUACUAGGGAUACACCAACUCCCAACAGAGCCAGCAACGCAUCAGUCGUUAAUCAUAAUAUCACUUCUUCGCCCUGUUCCCCCUCAGGCAGAACCAGCAACGCACCGACUGUUGGCUGCAAUGGCACCUCUCCAACUUCUCCAUCCUAUCCCUCCUUAGACAGCACCAGCGACGUACUGAAUAUCAAAGCAUCUACAAGGCAUCGCCUCACCGAUUGCGAAAUCAAGUCAAAGUGCAUAUCGAUACUUGAUACUUUAAGUUCUCACCGCAAAAAAAUUCGAAAAUUUACAACUAAAACGGUACAAAUUGCAGUUGGCCGUCCACCGAGCGAACAACUAGACCUAGACUUUCGCCUUUUAGAUAUCUCCCAUGGUACCAGCCUCCACGCCAAAAGCGAUCAGGAUAAGUUUCGAGUCACCCUCGCCGAGAUACAUCUUGCAUUAGAAUUCGAGCAAUGGGAAAUUGCAGGAUUCGGGGGUCUUUCAAGAAUUCAAAAAAUUAUAAGAAACUUCGAUACGGCAAACCAAAAAAGGGGCCGGGGGAGGACAUUCCUGAGAGGACUCGGAAUCCCCAGUAACAAUUUGAAGAUGGUGUCGCUAGCCCUUGGUCGCGGGAUUAAAUCUCUUGUCAUCGAACGUCUGCUCUUCCAAGAGACCGUGCUACUACGGAAGAGUGGCAAAUCCAGCAGGGCAUCAUCUGACGCAGCUGGGGGAACAGAAUCUAUCAUGGGAACUGGCUCCACGUACGCGUCCGACGAUCACGAAGAGACCAUGCCCGACGAUCACGAAGAGACCGUCUCCGAUGAAGAGACGGACACGGACGAAGAGACCGUCCCCGACGAAGAGACGGACACCGACGAAGAGACGGACACCGACGAAGAGACCGUCCCCGACGAAGAGACGGACACCAACGAAGAAACGGACACCAAUGAUCACGAAGAGACAAACGCCAAUGAUUGCGAGAUGAACAUAGGAGUAGUAGCCUUUUCGACGUUUAUAUAUACGGAGUGGCACAAGAUACCUUAUAAUCACAUUCAAAUCUUCGUCCGGGAAUUGUUAAGAUAUUGUAAACUGCUCAAGCUUGCGAAAAAUACAACGCCCUGGAUGAAGGAAGCCUAACGUUAUUAUAAUAGUCAAGUUAAUCGUAGUACAAAGCGAAAACGACAGCAGGCGGCCUCCCAGCCUGCUCCUCCUACCUCUCGCCGCAAGUUGAUA
Mytilinidion resinicola is the source of this 1407-nucleotide messenger RNA. RefSeq lists its product as uncharacterized. The transcript has a single exon. The coding region runs from base 1 to 1311 and encodes 436 amino acids. The record is from RefSeq and is a predicted model, not a curated record. NCBI's taxonomy places the organism in Eukaryota, Fungi, Ascomycota, Dothideomycetes, Mytilinidiales, Mytilinidiaceae.